Messenger RNA from Gongylonema pulchrum, 408 nucleotides. Lineage: Eukaryota; Metazoa; Nematoda; Chromadorea; Rhabditida; Gongylonematidae. The record is from the annotation of a GenBank genome assembly.
AUGGUAUUUGGUUUGCUGGGUCUUUUAUCCGCAUUUGCCACAACGGCGAUCCCAGUGGCCGCUCGUUUCGAUCUCUAUUGCUUUGUUGCUGUUCGGACGUUGCAAGGAAUUGCAUAUGCUGCCAACUUCUCAGUUAUUGGGAAUUUCCUGAACAAGUGGAGCUAUAUGAAACAGAGCGGUCUGUUUAUCUCGGUCUUGGUAUCGUUCUUCCAAGUAUCGCCAGCAGUAACGAUGCCUUCUGGUGGCUACAUAUGCUCGCAUUAUCAAUGGCCGUACAUUUAUUACAGCCACGGUAUAGCGUCAUUUGUUCUCUUCAGCUUUUUCAUUAUUGCAUAUCGCAAUUCACCUCACAAGCAUCCACUUGUAACUGAUAUCGAACUCAAAAAAAUUGCUGUUGGAAAGGAGGAU